Molecule: messenger RNA, 1966 nt
Organism: Gorilla gorilla gorilla (western lowland gorilla)
Lineage: Eukaryota; Metazoa; Chordata; Mammalia; Primates; Hominidae
Gene: SLC22A16
Product: solute carrier family 22 member 16
Exons: 8
Coding region: 47-1780 (577 amino acids)
Biological process (GO): transmembrane transport
Cellular component (GO): membrane
Molecular function (GO): transmembrane transporter activity
Source: RefSeq, a predicted model, not a curated record
AGCCCCCGGAGCUCGGCUAACUCGGCGCCCAUUGCACGGCCGCACCAUGGGGUCCCGCCACUUCGAGGGGAUUUAUGACCACGUGGGGCACUUCGGCAGAUUCCAGAGAGUCCUCUAUUUCAUAUGUGCCUUCCAGAACAUCUCCUGUGGUAUUCACUACUUGGCUUCUGUGUUCAUGGGAGUCACCCCUCGUCAUGUCUGCAGGCCCCCAGGCAAUGUGAGUCAGGUUGUUUUCCACAAUCACUCUAAUUGGAGUUUGGAGGACACCGGGGCCCUGUUGCCUUCAGGCCAGAAAGAUUAUGUUACGGUGCAGUUGCAGAAUGGUGAGAUCUGGGAGCUCUCAAGGUGUAGCAGGAACAAGAGGGAGAACACAUCGAGUUUGGGCUAUGAAUACACUGGCAGUAAGAAAGAGUUUCCUUGUAUGGAUGGCUACAUAUACGACCAGAACACAUGGAAAAGCACUGCGGUGACCCAGUGGAACCUGGUCUGUGACCGAAAAUGGCUUGCAAUGCUGAUCCAGCCCCUAUUUAUGUUUGGAGUCCUACUGGGUUCGGUGACUUUUGGCUACUUUUCUGACAGGCUAGGACGCCGGGUGGUCUUGUGGGCCACAAGCAGCAGCAUGUUUUUGUUUGGAAUAGCAGCGGCGUUUGCAGUUGAUUAUUACACCUUCAUGGCUGCACGCUUUUUUCUUGCCAUGGUUGCAAGUGGCUAUCUCGUGGUGGGGUUUGUCUAUGUGAUGGAAUUCAUUGGCAUGAAGUCUCGGACAUGGGCGUCUGUCCAUUUGCAUUCCUUUUUUGCAGUUGGAACACUGCUGGUGGCUUUGACAGGAUACUUGGUCAGGACCUGGUGGCUUUACCAGUUGAUCCUCUCCACAGUGACUGUCCCCUUUAUCCUGUGCUGUUGGGUGCUCCCAGAGACACCUUUUUGGCUUCUCUCAGAGGGACGAUAUGAAGAAGCACAAAAAAUAGUUGACAUCAUGGCCAAGUGGAACAGGGCAAGCUCCUGUAAACUGUCAGAACUUUUAUCACUGGACCUACAAGGUCCUGUUAGUAAUAGCCCCACUGAAGUUCAGAAGCACAACCUAUCAUAUCUGUUUUAUAACUGGAGCAUUACGAAAAGGACACUUACCGUUUGGCUAAUCUGGUUCACGGGAAGUUUGGGAUUCUACUCCUUUUCCUUGAAUUCUGUUAAUUUAGGAGGCAAUGAAUACUUAAACCUCUUCCUCCUGGGUGUAGUGGAAAUUCCCGCCUACACCUUCGUGUGCAUCGCCAUGGACAAGGUCGGGAGGAGAACAGUCCUGGCCUACUCUCUUUUCUGCAGUGCACUGGCCUGUGGUGUCGUUAUGGUGAUCCCCCAGAAACAUUAUAUUUUGGGUGUGGUGACAGCUAUGGUUGGAAAAUUUGCCAUCGGGGCAGCAUUUGGCCUCAUUUAUCUUUAUACAGCUGAGCUGUAUCCAACCAUUGUAAGAUCGCUGGCUGUGGGAAGCGGCAGCAUGGUGUGUCGCCUGGCCAGCAUUCUGGCGCCGUUCUCUGUGGACCUCAGCAGCAUUUGGAUCUUCAUACCACAGUUGUUUGUUGGGACUAUGGCCCUCCUGAGUGGAGUGUUAACACUAAAGCUUCCAGAAACCCUUGGGAAACGGCUAGCAACUACUUGGGAGGAGGCUGCAAAACUGGAGUCAGAGAAUGAAAGCAAUUCAAGCAAAUUACUUCCCACAACUAAUAAUAGUGGGCUGGAAAAAACGGAAGCGAUUACCCCCAGGGAUUCUGGUCUUGGUGAAUAAAUGUGCCAUGCCUGCUGUCUAGCACCUGAAAUAUUAUUUACCGUAAUGCCUUUGUAUUAGAGGAAUCUUAUUCUCAUCUCUCGUAUGUUGUUUGUAUGUCUUUUUAAUAAAUUUUGUAAGAAAAUUUUAAAGCAAAUGUGUUAUAAAAGAAAUAAAAACUAAGAUGAAAAUUCUCAGUUUUAAAAA